Messenger RNA from Capsicum annuum, 1300 nucleotides. RefSeq lists its product as uncharacterized. Lineage: Eukaryota; Viridiplantae; Streptophyta; Magnoliopsida; Solanales; Solanaceae. Bases 226 to 708 code for a protein of 160 amino acids. The record is from RefSeq and is a predicted model, not a curated record. The transcript has 7 exons.
GUACCCUAAAUGAAAUUGCAUUUUGGUUAAAAAUUGAAUAAGCCACCCUCAAGUUGAAAUUUUAAUGACGAAAAGACCUCACACCCGUGCACUCGCUAACACCGCAUUUCUCACCUUUCCGGUGAUUAUUGCCGCCACAACCCACCGUCAGCCACCAGGGUUUGGUUAUUGUUAAAGAAAUAUGUAGAAAAAUACGGAGACUAAAUCUGCAUUUUGAUACCUGUUAUGGAGGAGCAAUCAUUCUUUAGCAAGUUCCUUGUCAACCUUCGUUCAUCUUGCAAGUAUUACACUGGCUAUCCGAAGGAUCUUGGGCCGUCGAGGGUUAUUCACUUUACCUCGGAACGAGAAUUUGUUCAACUUCUUCAUCAAGGCUACCCGAUAGUUGUUGCAUUUACGAUAAAGAGUAACUACAGCAAACAUCUUGACAAAGUUCUAGAGGAGUCUGCAGCUGAGUUUUAUCCACAUGUAAAAUUUUUACGUGUAGAAUGCCCGAAGUACCCUGGGUUUUGCAUAACAAGACAAAAGAAGGAAUACCCAUUUGUAGAGAUAUUUCAUAGUCCAGAACAGGCAGCUGCUCAGGGAAGGGUUGCUGAUCCUAAUAUUACCAAAUACUCUGUCAAAGUUUUACCUUUCAACUAUGAUGUAAGUGCUUGUGGAUUUCGUGAGUUCUUCAAACGGCAUGGAAUCCGAUCUUCAGAUUCAAAUUAAAGGUUAUUCUUUUAAUUUCAGUUCAACUAUGAUGUAAGUGCUUGUGGAUUUCGUGAGUUCUUCAAACGGCAUGGAAUCCGAUCUUCAGAUUCAAAUUAAAGGUUAAGGAGUAUCGAACAUGGUAUUUCCUCUCUCCCGAUAAAAUGGUAUGGUUUUUACCUGCUGUUUUAGACUAAUUGCCCUCAUUUUUUUUGAAUUAUCAAGCAUGUACAGGAACAUGCUGUUUCCAGACGACAUUUGUUUUGCCUCUCCAAACUGCUUAAUGCUUAUUUGUUCUUUCCUUUUCUGGUGAAAAAUAGUCACAGUUUAUCUUUUGUGAAUUUUGUUCUUGAACGUUAUCAACAGUAUUAACCUUCUUAGGCGACACGAGUAGAAGAUGAAGAAAUUAAUGUGAAGCUGAGCUUAUAUUCAUGGGCUUCUCAGAGACAUGAAUAUCUUCGUUAAAGAUAUCAUGGAUCCAGUAGCUAUUAGGGAUGUUAUGACUCAUACAGAUAAUAAUAAGUGCGUUACUGAGUUAUGAACUAGUUUCUUGCACAAUUUGUGAAGAGCAAUGUUCUGUUUUGCAUCCAUUAUUAAAUACCCUUUUUGAAUA